Messenger RNA from Antechinus flavipes (yellow-footed antechinus), 4564 nucleotides. It is a transcript of the gene AGBL5, whose product is annotated as AGBL carboxypeptidase 5. The record is from RefSeq and is a predicted model, not a curated record. Lineage: Eukaryota; Metazoa; Chordata; Mammalia; Dasyuromorphia; Dasyuridae. Gene Ontology annotation, molecular function: zinc ion binding; metallocarboxypeptidase activity. Gene Ontology annotation, biological process: proteolysis; protein deglutamylation. The transcript has 15 exons. The coding region runs from base 1087 to 4215 and encodes 1042 amino acids.
GGCUCUCUACGGCCGGGCUCCCCUACCCCGAUCCAGCCCCCGGCCCCGCCCCCCUCGGCCCCUCUGGCCCGGAGCCCCCUCCUGGGAUACCGCCCCGGCCCCGCCCCCGUCGCUCCGGCCGCAGUCGCUGCUCGCCUGGUCCCGCGCUUGGCCCGGAGCUCUGAGCUAGGCUCCCGAUCCCGCUUCCCGCGCCCGGGUUGGGCAGGUGGGCCGGUCCGCGUCGGGAGGCGCUGCCCUCUGUCCCUGCCCCACGCCCGCAGCCUGCACGGCUGUGUUCCUCUCCUGUCCCCUCCGCCCUUUGGGAAUUGAUUUGGUACGGGCUCGAGGCUUGCAGCCCCUCCCUCAACCGCCGGGCCCCAGGGAGGGUAGCCCCCAGCCCGGGCUCAGACCUAGUAUCCCCGCUGGAAUUGAGAUGUAGAGCUGCUCGAUGAUCUGGACGACUCCUGCCCCGUUUCCUCGUGCCUGGAAUAAGCCGUCCAUGUUCUGCCUUCUUUUCCACAAUAGGUGGAAAGCAAUGGGAAGCUGGGCCGGGAGGCUGCAGAAGUGUCUCUCCAGGUUAAGCUGAUCCACGCGGGGGAGGGGUCAAGGAGAGGGGGGAGGGUCUCCGAGGUGAAGCUUGGCUCCUCCCUCCAAGUGGCCCCAGACUGUGCCUGGGGGGGGUAGUCCUGGGGAUGCCCCCCCCCUUAUCGGAGUUGGGGUGUCCUCCCUAGGAUUGAGGCCAGUUUCAUUACACUGUGCAGACUUUAGGCGGGAAAGAAGCUCAGAGUCUGGUGUUCACCGCAUGGUUUAAUCACGAUACAGCCUCUCAGAGAUGGAAGCCCCAGGGGCCUGGAGAUUGGCGUAGCCAGUACAGUAGCAUAAUGGGGUUCGGUAACUCCUCCUUUUGGUGUUCUAUAGCUAAUCUGCUUCCCGGUUUUCUUGAAGUACUGUAGGAAAAAGUACCCUCAGAACCCCAGAGACUAACAAAGCCAGUUUUCACAACUUGUCUUCUUCCCUCUCCUUCCCCUCCUUCCUUCCUUAUCCCCAUCCCAUCCCCUUAGCUCUCAGGGCCAGUCUGGGGCAGGAGGAUGCUUACUCAGCCCCACCAUGGAGCUGCGCUGUGGGGGACUGCUGUUCAGUUCCCGCUUUGACUCAGGGAACUUGGCCCAUGUGGAGAAGGUGGAUUCUGUGGCUAGUGAAGGGGAGGGGGGCGGGAGUGGGGGGUCAGCCCCCACCACCGGCGGAAUAUCCUCUACCUCUGACUACGAAUUCAACGUGUGGACACGGCCUGAUUGUGCUGAAACAGAAUAUGAGAAUGGGAACAGGUAUGAAGCUGGGGUCAAGGGGAGGGAAUAUGCAGAAACCCAGCGCCAUAACUUCCUUUUGGCCUUACUCUCCUACCUGUCCUCCCAGGGACCUACUUGGCUCUCCUCACAGUUUCACAAUGCCCUCCUUCUCAUCCCCAUAGAACAGCCUUUUCCCAUUCUUUCUACUAACCUGCCUUGCUCCAUUCCUCUUGCUACCUCAUCCUCUCUCUUACAGACUUUUCUCUUCCUAUUCUGCCUCAUUAGGUCAUGGUUCUACUUCAGUGUCCGGGGAGGAAUUCCAGGAAAACUCAUAAAGAUCAACAUCAUGAAUAUGAACAAGCAAAGCAAACUGUACUCCCAGGGCAUGGCACCCUUUGUGCGUACACUACCCACUCGACCUCGUUGGGAACGCAUACGUGACAGGCCCACCUUUGAGAUGACAGAGACACAGUUUGUGCUGUCCUUUGUGCACCGCUUCGUUGAAGGUCGUGGGGCCACCACCUUCUUCGCCUUCUGCUACCCCUUCUCCUACAGUGACUGCCAGGAUCUGCUGAACCAGCUAGACCAGCGCUUUCUGGAGAGCCAUCCUUCCCUUAGCAGCCCCUUAGAUUCCAUCUAUUACCACCGAGAACUCCUUUGCAACUCUCUGGAUGGACUUCGAGUAGAUCUGUUGACUGUGAGUUCCUGUCAUGGGCUUCGAGAUGAAAGAGAACCCCGUCUGGAGCAGCUAUUUCCUGAUACCAGCACACCCCGGCCAUUCUGUUUCUCAGGCAAGAGGAUAUUCUUCUUGAGCAGCAGGGUGCACCCUGGGGAGACACCAUCUAGCUUUGUCUUCAAUGGUUUUUUGGAUUUUAUCCUUCGACCUGAUGACCCUCGUGCCCAGACCCUACGUCGUCUUUUUGUCUUUAAGCUGAUUCCCAUGUUGAACCCAGAUGGUGUGGUACGGGGUCACUAUCGGACAGACUCACGAGGAGUGAACCUAAACCGUCAAUAUCUAAAGCCAGAUGCAGUCCUGCACCCGGCCAUCUAUGGGGCUAAGGCAGUGCUGCUCUACCACCACGUGCACUCACGUCUGAAUCCCCAUACUCCCUCUGACCAACAGCCCAAUCCCCCACCUUCAGCCCAACCUGGUCCACUUUCUGAACUUGAAAAAACGGACAAUCUCAAUAAUGAGGCUGACCUUGGACUUUCAACUGAUGGGGAAAAUUCUGAGUCCUGGACCCAAACUGAGCCAGCAAACCAGGACCCCAGCUUGUGGUUUUUGGAAUCAGAAUCUGGUGAGGUGGAACCAGCCCCUGAAACCAUCCCCCCCAAGGAGAGCGGUGUGGCCUACUAUGUGGACUUACAUGGACAUGCCUCCAAAAGGGGAUGUUUCAUGUAUGGAAAUAGCUUCAGUGAUGAGAGUGCCCAGGUAGAAAAUAUGCUGUAUCCAAAGCUUAUUUCCCUGAAUUCAGCACACUUUGACUUCCAAGGCUGCAAUUUCUCAGAGAAGAACAUGUAUGCUCGGGAUCGUCGAGAUGGCCAAUCUAAGGAGGGCAGUGGGCGAGUUGCCAUCUACAAAGCCUCAGGGAUCAUUCACAGCUACACACUUGAAUGCAACUACAACACUGGACGCUCAGUAAACAGCAUUCCUGCUGCCUGCCAUGACAAUGGGCGUGCCAGUCCCCCUCCCCAACCUGCCUUCCGUUCCAGAUAUACUGUGGAGCUGUUUGAGCAGGUAGGGCGGGCUGUGGCCAUUGCAGCCCUGGACAUGGCAGAAUGCAAUCCCUGGCCACGAAUCGUCCUGUCGGAACACAACUGCCUCAACAACUUGAGAGCCUGGAUGCUGAGACAUGUCCGUAACAGCAGAGGUGUAGGUAACAGCCUUAAUGUAGGCAUCAACAAAAGGAGAGGCUCUCGAACCCCACCAAAAGGCCCCAAUGGUUUGCCUAUAUCAUGCUCUGAAAACACCCUGAGCCGGACCCGAAGUUUCAGCACUGGUACCACUGGCAGUAGCCAACAAAAUUCUCCACAGAUCAAAACUUCACCCAGCUUUCCCUUUCAUAGCAGUCGGUCUACAGGGCUACCAGGCCUGGGCCUUGGGGCCCAGAAAGGCAGCCAUCGGGUCCUGGGCCCUGUUAGAGAUGCAGGGAGCACUGCAGAGGAAAAGGAGGACUGCAGCAACACAGCAGGGAAGCAAAGACAAGGUCAUGGGCAGAGCUGGGUUACUACAGACUGGAAAACCCUAGCAGAGUCCCGGGGCCAGGACAGGAGAAGGCGGCAGCAACCACUGACCCAUCGACCUACCACAGGCAGCUUGGACUCGCCCCCAACUCCUCCUAGUACCGGCCCAGCCCCUUCAAGAAACAUAGGCCCCUGCUUACUGCCUACCUCACUGGGUAUAGCAGGGAGUAGCUGCUCACUCCUGUCUUCAGGGGAUAAACCAGAGACCGUCAUGGUUAUUGGGAAGGGGCUGCUGGGGAGUAGUUCUCGCACCCCCUGCAUCAGGGCUCGACUGCAGAACUGCCCGAGGAGAGUUUCCGCCAGGAGGGGUCCCGGAUUCCCCAGAUGCCAGAAUCAAGUCCAGGAAGUGAGAAGCUCAGGGGAAGAGUCUAGCCCUCAGCGCCACCCCCUAUCCAUACAGGCUAGGCCCGGGUUGGGCCGGGGCUCACCGCCGCCUGGCAGAGGGAUGAGAGGCUCUUCGGGCCCCACAUCCCCCAUCCCCCGGACCAGGGACAGCUCUGAGCCAGAGCCAGGAUCCUGCUCUGUUGCACCAGGGCUGUACCCGGUUGGGCCCCCACGGCCCCACUCUGCCCCUGCCUCCUCACUCUUGUCCCGUCCCAUCGUUUGCUCCCAGCCCCCAACUUGUUACAGUGGGGGGGCACUGGGACAGUCUGAGGGUUGUUCUAUUAUCAAGCCCUCCCCAAUCACUCAGUCUCCCAGAGUAUGAUUUUGUCCCUGACUCCAUGGCAGGGCAUCCUUCCAUGGUUUUAGGGCACAGGAAACGCCCUAACAAUUGCUUCACCCCCUGUAAUAACCAUGGCUCCUUAGAGAGUCAGCCUCAUUGUCCCGGGACCAUUUGGGGUGACAAAGGAGCAGGGACCUCCCAGCCCCAUCCCUCCCUCCACAGCACAGGAAUUUGGGACCAUAUAUAUAUAUUUUUUAUAUUGGUGGGUUGGAAAAAGAAAUCAGUCCCUACACUGAGCCCUGUUCAGUGGCAGAUUUUGCCUCUGGCUUGUUUCAUAGGAUAGGGAAGACUUUGAGGAAAUAAAAGUUGUUUGGAAAAAAACCUCAAGAAA